Molecule: messenger RNA, 9151 nt
Organism: Phalacrocorax carbo (great cormorant)
Lineage: Eukaryota; Metazoa; Chordata; Aves; Suliformes; Phalacrocoracidae
Source: RefSeq, a predicted model, not a curated record
GGGCGGUGCGGCCCCAGGUGCCGACCGGGCCCCUGCGGGAGCGGCGGGGCCCGAGCGUAGCGGCCAGGCCCGAGGGGCGGCGCGGAGCCGGGGCGCAGCCGUAAGCGGGGCGGCCGCUGGGCCCGGCGCGGCCCUGCCCCUGCCCCGCCGGAGCGCCCGCCCCCCCGCACAUCCGGGCCCUCCCUCGGGCAGGCCCCUUCCCGGCGCGGCGGCUCCCGCCCGGGCCCGCCUCUGCCCGCCCGGAGCCGAUCGCGGCCGAGCCCCGGCGCGGCCCGGCGCGAUGCUGCGGUGCAUGCCGCCGCUCUGGCGCUGCAACCGGCACGUGGAGGCGCUGGACCGGCGGCACUGCUCCCUGCAGGCCGUGCCCGAGGAGAUCUACCGCUACAGCCGGUCGCUGGAGGAGCUGCUGCUGGACGCCAACCAGCUCCGGGAGCUGCCCAAGCCUUUCUUUAGACUGCUGAACCUGCGCAAGCUGGGUCUGAGUGACAAUGAAAUCCAGAGGCUUCCACCUGAGGUUGCCAACUUCAUGCAACUGGUGGAACUGGACAUCUCUCGUAACGACAUUCCAGAAAUUCCUGAAAGCAUCAAAUUCUGCAAAUCCUUGGAAAUCGCAGACUUCAGUGGGAAUCCUCUCUCCAGGCUUCCGGAGGGUUUCACACAGCUCAGGAGCCUGGGCCAUUUGGCCUUGAAUGAUGUGUCCCUGCAGAGCCUCCCCAAUGACAUUGGGAAUUUGGCAAACCUGGUGACUUUGGAGCUACGUGAGAACCUGCUAAAGACUCUCCCCACUUCACUCUCCUUCCUUGUCAAGUUAGAACAGUUGGAUCUUGGUGGCAAUGACCUGGAAGUACUGCCAGACACUCUGGGAGCACUACCAAACUUGCGUGAGCUUUGGUUAGACCGGAACCAGCUCUCAGCCUUGCCUCCAGAGCUGGGCAAUCUCCGCCGCUUGGUCUGUCUGGAUGUGUCAGAGAACAAGCUGGAGCAGUUGCCCAACGAGGUCAGUGGGCUAGUAGCACUGACAGACUUGCUCCUGUCACAGAACCUGUUGGAAUGCAUUCCAGAUGGGAUUGGUCAGCUGAAGCAGCUCUCCAUCCUCAAGGUGGACCAGAAUCGGCUGACAGAGGUGACAGAGUCAAUUGGGGACUGUGAAAAUCUGUCAGAACUCAUCUUGACAGAGAACAUGCUGACAGCCUUACCAAAGUCCCUUGGCAAGCUGGCCAAGCUGACGAACCUGAACGUGGAUCGGAACCGGCUAACAUCCCUUCCAGCUGAGAUUGGAGGCUGUGCCAAUCUGAAUGUGCUGUCCUUGCGAGACAAUCGCCUGGCCCUCCUGCCACCAGAGCUUGCUAACACCACUGAGCUUCAUGUCCUGGAUGUGGCUGGGAACAGGCUGCAGAACUUGCCAUUUGCUUUGACAAAUCUUAAUCUGAAAGCCCUGUGGCUGGCAGAAAAUCAGUCCCAGCCGAUGCUGAAAUUCCAAACAGAGGAUGAUGAAAAGACAGGAGAAAAAGUUCUCACUUGUUACCUGCUUCCCCAGCAGCCCUCUCCUAGCCUAGAGAAUCUUUUGCAGAACAGUGUGGAUGAGAGCUGGACAGACACCAAUUUAAACAGAGUCAGUGUGAUUCAGUUUCUGGAUGAGCCCAAAGUAGAUGAUGAUGAGGAGUCUGGAGCUGAGAGACGGGGCUUACAGCGCAGAGCAACCCCUCACCCUAGUGAACUGAAGGUUAUGAAGAAAGUGAUUGAAGUUCGGCGCAAUGAGGUGCAUGCUGCGAAGCCUGACACGGAACUGAGUUCUCCUAACGCAGAAGAGAAGAGGCUGAGCACCAUGUCAAAUCGCAGUGAGGACUCCCACCUGUCCAACAGCACUGCUUCUGCUGACUUCAGGGGAGAGGAGCAGGGAGAGGAGGGAGAGAAGAGCUGGCCAAAUGGGCAGGUGCCUGAGAUGCAGGAGCUGGAGAAGGUGGCAAAGCCCAGAGCUGAAGAGGAACAUAAGGAAGCUGCUGGCCAAGAGGAGGAAGAUGUGGAAGUGGAAUACAAUGAGCCCACUGUACACUUUGCUGAGGACACACUAAUACGGAGUGAGGAUGAGGAUGAGGAUGAAGAGCGACCAUUCCCAGUGGAAAAACAGAGGCUUAUCCGGAAGGACACGCCCCAUUAUAAGAAACACUUUAAGAUAACUAAACUGCCCAAGCCAGAGGCAGUGGUGGCACUCCUGCAGGGGCUGAACAGUGAUGGAGUCCCCAAAGAGGAAGAGGAGUUAGGAGGCUGCAAUAAUAACACAGAGCCUGAGGAUCAGGAGGAAGCGUGGGAUGAGGAUGACAGAAAGAACGGAGCUUUAUCUGCUCAGCCAUCAGUUAAGGGGGUGUCGUUUGAUCAAGCCAAUAAUCUGCUGAUUGAACCUGCUCGCAUUGAGGAGGAAGAGCUGACACUGACUAUCGUGCGGCAGACGGGGGGGCUGGGCAUCAGCAUCGCAGGGGGCAAGGGCUCCACCCCCUAUAAGGGUGAUGAUGAGGGCAUCUUUAUUUCCCGUGUGUCAGAAGAGGGUCCUGCAGCUCGGGCAGGGGUUCGUGUUGGGGACAAGCUUCUGGAGGUGAACGGCGUGUCCCUGCACUGUGCUGAGCAUCAUGUGGCGGUUGAAGCUCUGCGUGGAUCAGGAAGCUCCGUCUCCAUGACAGUUCUGCGGGAGCGGAUGGUGGAGCCGGAGAAUGCCAUCACUGUCACACCGCUGCGCCCUGAGGAUGACUACAGCCCUCGUGAGAGGCGAGGUGGUCUGCGCUUCCCAGAGCGACCCGAGGGGGCACCUCCCACGGAGAGAUAUUCCACCUGCCUUAUGCGCAAUGAGAAGGGCCUGGGCUUCAGCAUUGCUGGUGGCAAAGGCUCCACGCCCUACCGGGCUGGGGACACGGGGAUCUUUAUCUCACGGAUUGCAGAGGGUGGUGCAGCCCAUCGGGACGGGAUCCUGCAUGUAGGAGAUCGGGUCAUCUCGCUCCUGAGCCUUCUGGGAGAGAAUUUAAUCUUGGCGGUUCUACCCCAGCCUGCGACUGGCGGCGGGUGCAGUUAAUGCCUCCCCUUUCCCCAAGUGCUGCAUGUGAGUGCUUCCCCACAGGAACAGCAUGUGGCAGUCUGAGCUGUGCUGGAGAGAGGUGAUAUGACAGCACUGCCCUGGCCUGGUGUCCCUCCAUCUGGCCCUAUAGGACAGCCUCGGAAGGCUCUGCCGCAGCAUGGCAUGUGGGAAGGGAAGCCCUUUGGGGCACAGCUGACCGGCUCCCUGCAGAGAGCCGGGUGGCAGGGGUCAGCUUAGGCUAAAGUGGAGGGAGGCUGCUUGAGGGUGGUGUGGAGCUGGGCAGGGCAUAACGCAGUGCUUCCCACUGCUUUCAUUUGAAACUCUGGCCCCAGUUUCCCUUCCCGUUUGUGCCAGUGGUAUGGAUCUCACUGCUGCCUCUAACUUCAAGUCUCUCUGCCUAAUGUGUCACUUGCUCCCCCUCCUGCGGGGAGAGUCUGCCGAGUCUCCUGACCCUCUUCCCAAGCUCGCAUGCUGCCUCUGAGUGAAAGCUCCUGCAUCCUGGUGCUGGUGGUGGGUUUCUGAUCCAGCUGUUGUGGUAAGAGCACGUGUUACCACAGAGCUGGCGUGAGUAAACACUGAUACAGCCUUGUCAGUGCUGGCUUCUGUCUGCUCUAUCCCUAGGCUGGGGGCUGUGUUGUAUUUAUGCUGUGGAAUAAAAUUUUAGUGGAGCUCUGGCCCAGGUCUGACAUCUAUAUCUUGGCAGGAGACUUGAACUGGUCCAGCAUUUUUCCCUCCUUGCUAGUGCUCCCCCCUCCUCCCAAAAUCAAGCCCUGACCCUGAUUGUUGUCAGAUAGCCUUAAUUAUUUUGGGUUUGCUCAUCUUAGGACGCUCCACUGGUACAGAGGCAUGACUGAGAGGCGUAAUUACAGGCACACAGCCUAUCAUGUGCCGUUGAUUUGCUCUACCUGUGGCAAGAAGGAAACAGAAGAUCUCAGAAUAGAGUCAAAAGUCAGACCUGCCUCCAACCCCCCGUUAGCAGUUCUAUUUAUAUCCGUGGGCAGCUUCAUAGGAAAAGCAGAUCUAAUUCCCUAGUAAUAGCUUGCAGUGUCUUCAGACUGCAAUUUAGGGCUCAGAGAACUCAAGGUCUUUGUUAGAUUUUAAUGUGGAUGAAGGCCUUGCUGUCAUUAGUACUCUGACAUCCUGCUGCCAGGAUGAGCACAGUAUUACUGCAUAGGUGGGAGAUAUGUCUGUGCUUGAGAGCAUAGUCCUCUGCUCUCAAGUAUGUUACCUAUUCUGAAGUGUGUGUAGUCAUAAAAGAUUUGGUGCUGAGGAUCAGCUGGCAGCCCAACUCUUGUGCUCAGUUAUGAUGAAAGCAGCAACAAAUUAUUAUCUUCCAGGAGAACACUUACCUAGUCUGGACUAUUCACAUAACUUCUGUGCCUUCCAGCAAGUGUCUGACUGUUACUUCUCCAGCAGGCAUGCCUCCUGGCAGCAGUUGCCAUUCUGCCUUUCCUGCUUGUGGGGUUCACGCUUGUGGGAUAUCCACGCAGUGGUAGUGUAACAUCCUGAGGCCUCCCAUAUGGCCUCUCAGCUAUAUGGGGCUGGCGCUGAUCUCUUCCCUCUGGUGACCAACGAGAGGACCCGAGGGAAUGGCAGGGAGAUGUGCCACGGGAGAGUCAGGUUAGGAAAAGGUUCGUCCCCCAGAGGGUGGUGGAGCCCUGGAACAGGCUCCCCAGGGCGGCAUCACGACACCAGCCUGGGGAUAUUCAAGAAGCACUUGGACAAGGCCCUCAAAAGACGUGGUGUGAAUUUGGGGCUGUCCUGUGCAGGGACAGGAGUUGGACUUGAUCCUUGUGGGUCCCUUCCAACUCAGGACAUUCUAUGAUUCUAUGAUACCUUCUCAGUGAUACUUGUCCUCGAGAAUAUCUACUUGCUGUAAGAGAUGCGUGAGCAGCUGUGUGAGUUUCACUGUCUCUGGCAAAAUCUGGCGCUAGAUUAGAGCUGUGGGGCUGCCCUGGCCCAGUGAUACUGGACACUGAGAGCGUAUCUGUUCACUUCAAAGCUGUGCCCACAUAGCAUCGCGUAAAUUCCCUAUUUGCCACAACUCUUUUGAAGCAGUGGUUGCCCAUUUUUGUUGGAAAACUUUUCAGGAUGUGAUGAUUCCUGGGGUGUGCAGUGCAGGUUGCAUGUGUUCCCCUGCAUCUGCAUGGGGAAAGCAGGAGGGCCUUCAUUAGGAUACAGGUGGUUUCAUAAGUCCAGCAGGCAGAAGCCCAUUUCCAAAGCCUAGUCUCUAGUCUCCUAGUCAUGCCUCAGUUCUCACUUUGCCAAAGAAUUCUUGUUUUCUUAGGAGAAGAAAUACAGCACAGCUUCAUACUCUUCCCCUGUGCUCUAAAUCAUCCUGGACUUCUCUGCAGGGGAAGGACUAGGAUAGCUCCUUUUACUUUCUUAAGGGAGCUUUGAGUACAUGGGUUGAAGAGCCAGCCUAGAUCUCUCUUCAAAGUUAACACCCCACAGAACUCACCAGUGAUUGACUACUAACUCUCCAGCUUCCCCCAUAUUCUAGUGUGUCCUGAGAGUCAUCACAGGCAUCUUGAGAGAUGUUUUGGCAGUGGAAGACAUGGGAACUGCAAGGGGGGAAUGCUGGAGAGUUUGAAUUGUGGGAUGAGAAUCUAGAAGGGAGGGUGCAGGACUGGGAGCAGUGGCUAAGGGCAGCUAGUUUUUUUGGAUAGGACUGGGAGUAGACUGAGUAAAACAUUCUGAGGGAGGUUUAGGACCCUAGUAGCACCAGGCAACACAUGGGGUCCUAAUGAGAGCAGUCUGAUCACUAAGAAAUUUGCCAGAACAAUAUAACUGCCUGGCACCCAGGAGAGUCUGUAGAGCUGGGAAAGGACAGAUGACACUCUUUCCCUUCCUCUGGUCACUUAGAUAGCUGAACUGCACUGGUUGGCCUUGUUCUCUUGCUAAGCAGAGACGUAGCAAUAAAGGCCACUGAAAACUAGCUGUCGAAAAGCUGGGAAGGCAUCAUGAUUGCCAGGUAAUGGAGAAGUUAAUGAGUGAAAUGCCAUCAAGGGCUGUUAUAUAUGAUAUAUCGCUGACUCGGAGUUCCUGUGUUCCUGUGUCCCUGUUCACUAGGUGGGGGAAGUACCACUGUAUACUUUUGGUCUGACCAAGUCUGACCAUUCUCAUCUUCUUGUCAGUGGCAGAAGAACAAGAGGGGAAUGCGUGCUGCUUCAGCAGGUCUGUCUGUGGAGUAUGUUGGGCCUUGAUCUGGUGAUAAGAACCUAAGGGCCAAGUCUCUUCUGCAUGACAUCUUUGUUAAAAAUUGGUAUAUCUGGCAGAUGGGAGAACCCAAGGGGAGCCUCCCUUCCCAGUCCACUGGACACAAGGCUGCCACUUUUCCUCAUUCCAGCCAUCAGGAAAGCACAUUCCAAAGAUGAAACACAGUGCAGAUGUGGCUGGCCACAGAUUUACAGACAAGAAGGGAGGCAGUACAUUUGCAGGGGCACACAUAAACACAAACACAAACAACUCUCAUAGGGCAUGAACAACACAGAGAGCUUAACCCUAUUCCUACCCUCUGGCUAAUCAGGUUUAAAGUUUGCUAGUGGAACAUGCAUAUAUAGUCCCUCACUCAACUCACAUAACUCACAUCAAUAUUCAUGUUUGCAGAUCUCUUCAGUCUCUGGCCCAACUGUCAAGUUCUUCAAGGCUUUUUUGGUCAGACCCGAAGCCUUUUAUCCAGUUUCUGGGCCAGCUGUUGGGGCUUUCCACGUUUUGGAUUCAUACUGGCUGGCUAGUCUAACUUGAAUUUUACUAGUAGAUCUUGCACUCAUACCUAGAGCAGAGAGCAAACUCACACAGUAAAUACAAACAGUUUGAUAAAAAGAUAGAGCAGACUAUGGUGAUCAAGCACAGGGCUUGGCCCCAUAAGCAUACUGACCAGCAACCUGCUUGCAUGUGAUCAGCCUCUCUUAUUCUCCACUGUCUCUAUUUUCCCAUGCUUGUUCCUCCCCUCUCCUCCUUGGCCGCUCCCCUUUCCCACAUAUGAUCCUUCUGCUAAACAUCCCAUAAUAAGUUUUGCACAUUCCCACAAUCCUCCUUAAAACUUCCUGUAGCAAGUUUGCUCUUUCCAGUGAGAGCUAUUCUGAUAACCCAUUAUAAUCUUUAUUCCCUCUGCAUAUUGAUUACUGAGUUUUUGGUUGCACUUUAAUGUUACUGUUUGAGUGAUUCCUUUAAUGAUCCAUCCAUGAGUGUCUUGAGUUUUCUGUUAUCUGCAUUUCAUUAAGUUUUGUGCAUCUGCGUGUUUAAUUUAUUCUCUUCCUGCUUAUUGCUUUGUCUCUCAUGCUCAGGAGCUAUUACCCAGGUACCUUUAUAUCCUUCCUGUAUGCAUGUGCAGGCUGGCAUGCCUUCACAUCCUACUGUUUGUCCUCUGUGGUUGGUGCCAAGGGUGUCCCUUCAGGGACAAUCCUCUGAGUAGAGGAGAUGCUGGGGGCCUGAAAGUUUCCUUUUUGUGUCCGACAGCAUAGGGCUGUCUUGCCUGUCUUCUUCCAUGUUGUAAGGGGAGUAGCACGCUUGACUGUGGAUGGGAUGGGGCAGGUCGGGUGAGGGUGGUUGCAGUGUUUAUGGAGGUUCUGGACAAAGCCUUGUCAGACUGUGUGCAGUCCGCUUUGUCCAGAAACUGCUUUCAUGGAAGGAGCUGGGGAGUAACUGUAAUAUUUCUAGGAAUCAGACAUCGAGGAAUUGGGCUACAAAAUCCAGUUGCUGUGUCUGUUACAAAGUCACCUUGUUAUUUCCUAGGGUGAUCAAACUCCAUCUUAAGAGCUGUUAUUUUCAUGUCCUCAUUGUUCAUUUUGGAAAGCUUUUCCAGAACCCAAGGACUAGAAACCUUUUAAUUUUCAGCUUCAGCUUUUUCAUGGCAAGUUUCAUCCUUUUGGCAGUGUUCUUCUAGCUUAGCUCUCCUCUCAAUAUUCUGUCCUUCAUACAUUCAUGGACAGUCGCAUCCUUUCUGGUCCUUUGAGUUUCUAGGCAAGCUGUUUUAACUCUCAAUUUCAUAGGAAAGGCUCUUUGUUCCCCUGCCUGUCGUAUCAGCUUUUCCCUGCACAUCUUGUUAACUUAUGUUAGAUAAUUUUUUGUGUGUGUGAAGGAUGAGAAUAGGAUACAGUUUUUCAGAUGAGUUCUCUUCAACGCUUUGUGUGAAUGACAUUGCUGCUUCCCUGUACGUGCCGGAAGUGCUUCUUUGUCUGAAGCAUCAUAUCUUUCACUGAUAUCACAAGAUGACUGUGGUUGUAUUCUUGGAAUUAUUUGGCAUAACAUAUUAGAUAAUGUUUUCCAGUCCAAAAGAGUGCUAGUUUUCCUUUUGCAUCAGCCAGUCAGUCACUGUGGACCAACAGAGUCUCAUUCUCAGUGCUUCCAAGUCUUCUUAUACCUGGGUUACCUUUUUUAUGGCUUAAAACUGACAUCUUCUCCAGACUGCCAUGACCUUGCCCAGCAGUCCAGUGGCCAGUGACAGGUCCUGUCGCAUAUCAGGUCAUGUUCUUCAGUGCCUGUAUCUGGGCUUUGAAAGUGAUUGAUGAGUGCAAGCAGCCUAGUGCAAAGGCAGCUGAUGCUAUGGCACAUUAGCGUGCUGUGACAUCACUUCUGGGAAUCACUGUUAUGUCGUCUUCCCAUAUUGAGGCCUUUGGACCCAUUCCUUUAAUGCAACCUCUUGGGCUCCUUUUGUCAUGACCCAGUAGGAAAGCUGGAAUGCAAAGCCAAGGAGUGACAGGUGCUCUCCUGGUACUGAGUGAGCCACAGCAUAGCCUGGCCAAUAGCUAAGUUUGCAGUGCGCCAGGAGGUGGAGCACCAUGAUUGGUCUUCAUGGUCCCCUGGAGCAUCACUGAUGCUGUUAGGGCUUGGAGCUCUACAGGGAAGGUGGGAAACAGGCUGGUAAGCUGUCUAGAAAGAGGAUUGUCGUCAGGGGAGAAUGAGCAGGUGCCUGUGUCCCUUUGUCAGAGAGGAGGGAGUGGGGUAAGUUACAAAGUGCUUUUGGGUACAGGCUUUUUUGAAGGGGCAGUGUUCCAGUGGAAUGGGGGUCCCUUAGAGUGCUUGGCUAUGUGCUUAAAAUGACAGGGUGUACUCGGGUGAUGGUCUGACACUGAGUUUGCGGGU